CCACCACAAAAAAUAGCCAUGACAUGCUUUCUAAAACAAGUGUCUAACAGAUUAUAAACAAGUGAGUUUCAGCUUUUGUCAUUAGACCAAUUCAAAUCCAAAUGGCAUCCCAAGAAUCUCAGUUUCACUUCGUUCUGUUUCCUCUCAUGUCCCCAGGCCACUUGCUCCCAAUGACAGACCUUGCAACAAUAUUGGCACAGAAUAACGCGAUUGUUACUGUAGUCACCACCGUACAUAACGCUUCUCGUUUAUCAGAAACCUUUUCCCGUGCUUCCGACUCAGGCCUCAACCUCCGAUUGGUUCAACUCGAAUUUCCAUCCCAUGAUGCUGGAUUUCCAGAAGGGUGUGAGAAUUUUGACAUGCUGCCUUCUAUGGGCAUGGGUUUGAAUUUCUUCCUUGCCGCAAACACCAUUCUACACGAACCGGCUGAGAAAGUGUUUGAACAGUUGACACCGAAACCAAACUGCAUAAUCUCUGACGUGGGUUUAACAUACACAGCCGACAUCGCCACCAAAUUCAACGUCCCCAGAAUAUCUUUCUACGGCGUUAGUGGUUUCUGUCUCUGGUGGCAGCAAAAGCUGGUCACUUCUAAGGUUUUUGAUACCAUAGCCACAGAUUCAGAGUACUUUUCCAUACCUGACAUCCCUGACAAAGUUGAGAUCACAAAAGCACAGACGGCAAGACCUAUGCACGAAAACUGGAGCGAGUUUGUUGGAAAAAUGGCCGCAGCAGAAGCGGUUACUUAUGGGGUGGUCGUGAAUUCUUUUGAGGAGUUGGAACAAGCAUAUGCAGGGGAUUUCAAGAAGGCCAGAAACAAUAAAGUGUGGUUUGUUGGGCCCGUUUCACUUAGAAACAGGAAUGAUUUGGAUAAGGCUCAGAGAGGGAACAGCAACAACACAUCAAGUGAUGCUCAUAGUUGCAUGAUGUGGCUUGACUUACAAAAACCAAAUUCAGUCAUUUACGUGUGCCUUGGGAGCAUAUGCAAUUUAACUCCGUCGCAGUUGAUAGAGCUUGGUAUGGCCUUAGAAGCAUCCAAAAUACCGUUCAUUUGGGUCAUCAGGGAAAGGAAUCAAACAGAAGAGUUGAUGAAGUGGAUUAAGGAAUCAGGGUUUGAGGAAAGGACCAAGGGGGUAGGUCUAAUGCUUCUGGGUUGGUCUCCUCAGGUACUAAUACUAUCACACCCUGCAAUUGGAGGGUUCAUGACACACUGCGGUUGGAACUCAACCCUAGAAGCAAUAUCCGCUGGCGUGCCAAUGCUUACGUGGCCAUUGUUUGGGGACCAAUUCUUCAAUGAGAGGUUUGUUGUGAACAUUAUAAGAAUUGGUGUACGCGUUGGGGUGGAAACUCCGGUGCUCUGGGGUGAUGAAGAGAAAACUGGGGUAUUGGUGAAGAAGGAAGAUGUAGUGAGGGCUAUAGAGAAGUUAAUGGAUGAGGGAAGUGAAAGUGAAGAGAGAAGAAAAAGGGUCAGAGAGCUUGCAGAGAUGGCUAAGACAGCUGUAGAAGGAGGCUCCUCUCACUUCAAUGUCACCCAGCUAAUCCAAGACAUCAUGCAACACUCCCACAAAAACUAAUCUUCGGUUAUCAAUAGCAUAUAAGGUUCACCAAAUAUAUGUACGCAAUGUCUCAAUAAACCAAGAUGAAAGAAAGGGAAAUGCCAGAGAAGAAAAUGCAAAGGUGCAUUUGUAGUAUUUCACCUAGUUGACCUAAACUUCUUCCAUAUCAUAUUAAUCAUGUAGAGCAUAUUUAAAUGCACAUUAUUAUUGCCGACAAUAUCAAAACAAACAACAAAAUUAUAUAAUAGGAGUUUGUAUUCCUGACUUGAAAUCUACGAGCUUCAAAUUGUGGCUUAAUCAAAGUCACUAAUGCUGCAUUUUCCUUCAUGAUAUUGACCACAGCAGGCAUGAACUAUUAAAAGAACAAAAAAAAAAAAAAGAUGCAGUGAAUCAAGAAGGCUAAUCAUAUCAGUAAUUCUCAGUUCAGCAAAAUAAUCUCCAAUGUCUCCUCUUAUUCUUCUGUGGUUGCUUACAAAGGAUGACCGACCACUUAAUAAUCAAUAGACAUA
Vigna radiata var. radiata (mung bean) is the source of this 2062-nucleotide messenger RNA. Its product is annotated as UDP-glycosyltransferase 73C6. Lineage: Eukaryota; Viridiplantae; Streptophyta; Magnoliopsida; Fabales; Fabaceae. The transcript is spliced from 2 exons. The coding region runs from base 102 to 1571 and encodes 489 amino acids. Gene Ontology annotation, molecular function: UDP-glycosyltransferase activity. The record is from RefSeq and is a predicted model, not a curated record.